Messenger RNA from Cyphomyrmex costatus, 7269 nucleotides. RefSeq names its product calcium voltage-gated channel subunit cacophony (gene cac). The coding region runs from base 71 to 6145 and encodes 2024 amino acids. Gene Ontology annotation, biological process: chemical synaptic transmission; calcium ion import across plasma membrane. Gene Ontology annotation, cellular component: membrane; voltage-gated calcium channel complex. Gene Ontology annotation, molecular function: calcium ion binding; high voltage-gated calcium channel activity. NCBI's taxonomy places the organism in Eukaryota, Metazoa, Arthropoda, Insecta, Hymenoptera, Formicidae. The record is from RefSeq and is a predicted model, not a curated record. The transcript has 32 exons.
GUUGGCCGGAUUGAGGAGUGGUCUCGGUGACUGGACUAGCUUCGGAGGGGAGGUACCUGGUCUGGUGGACAUGGCGCCAAGCCGGGAUCAAGGUGGAGGGGGAGGCGGUGGCGGUGGAGGAGGCGACAAGAGCCCCACAUCAUUGUUUAUUCUUUCGGAAAAUAAUUGGUUACGAAGAAACGUACGCUUUAUCAUCGAGUGGCCGCCCUUCGAGUACGGUGUCCUGCUCACCAUCAUCGCCAAUUGCGUGGUCCUCGCCCUCGAGGAGCACCUGCCAAGACAGGACAAGACCAUACUCGCACAGAAGCUCGAGUCUACGGAAAUCUACUUCCUGACGAUCUUCUGCGCCGAGGCGAGCCUCAAGAUUAUUGCUCUCGGUUUCGUCCUCCACCGCGGCUCCUACCUGCGCAACAUCUGGAACAUCAUGGACUUCUUCGUCGUGGUGACCGGGUCGAUGACCGUGUUCGCUGAAACAAACGUGGAAGUCGACCUGCGUAUGCUACGUUCCUUCAGGGUCCUCAGACCGCUAAAGCUGGUUUCGAAAAUUCCAAGUCUUCAGGUGGUGCUCAAGUCUAUUAUUAAGGCAAUGGCGCCGCUUCUGCAGAUCGGCUUGCUGGUACUCUUCGCCAUCGUGAUAUUCGCCAUCAUCGGCCUCGAGUUUUAUUCGGGUACCCUGCAUAAAACAUGUUACAAUAUAAUGGACAUCAAUGAAAUCGUAAAGGAGGGCGAUAUGCCGAGUCCGUGUAGCGCAGACAACAGAAAUGAAGCCCCACCCGGGGCCCACGUGUGUGACGCGAACGUUUCGACGUGCAUGGAUCACUGGGAGGGACCAAACUCCGGCAUCACCAGCUUCGAUAACAUCGGAUUCGCCAUGCUCACUGUCUUCCAGUGUAUCACUAUGGAGGGCUGGACUGCCAUAUUGUACUGGACAAAUGACGCUCUUGGCAGCACGUACAACUGGAUUUACUUUAUACCAUUGAUCGUCCUUGGAUCAUUCUUCAUGCUGAACUUAGUUCUUGGUGUCUUGAGCGGAGAGUUUGCGAAGGAGAGAGAAAAGGUGGAGAACCGGCAGUCCUUCUUGAAGUUGCGAAGACAGCAGCAGCUUGAGCGCGAACUGAAUUGUUACCUCAAUUGGAUCUGCAAAGCAGAGGAGGUGAUACUUGCCGAAGAGAGGACCACGGAAGAGGAGAAAAUGCACAUAUUAGAAGCAAGAAGAAGAGCAGCGGCAAAGAAAAGAAAGCUGAAAAAUCUCGGCAAGAGCAAGAGCACCGACACAGAGGAGGAGGAAGGCGAGGACGGUGAGGACGAUGGUGAAGCCUCCUACUUUAAGUCGAAGGUGAAGAAGCAGGGCACGUGCCUACAAUUCUGGCGAGCUGAGAAAAGGUUUAGGUUUUGGAUACGCAAUUCCGUCAAAUCACAACAGUUCUACUGGUUCGUCAUCGUUCUUGUGUUCUUUAACACCGUCUGCGUGGCCGUCGAGCAUUACAAUCAGCCAAAAUGGCUCACCGAUUUCCUCUACUACGCAGAGUAUGUGUUCUUGGGCCUUUUCAUGAUGGAGAUGUUCAUAAAAGUCUACGCGCUCGGUCCUCGCACAUACUUCGAAUCGAGCUUCAAUCGCUUCGACUGCAUCGUCAUCUCGGCCUCGAUCUUCGAGGUGAUCUGGUCCAAGUUGAAGUCUGGCUCUUUUGGCCUCUCCGUCCUACGUGCCCUUAGACUCCUGAGAAUUUUUAAGGUCACCAAAUACUGGAAGAGCCUGAGAAACCUCGUGAUAUCGCUGCUAAGUUCGAUGCGCAGCAUCGUUUCCCUUCUCUUCCUGCUCUUCCUCUUCAUCCUCAUAUUCGCGCUGCUCGGUAUGCAGCUAUUCGGUGGCCAAUUCAACUUUGACGAUGGCACGCCGCCCACAAACUUCAACACCUUUCCCAUCGCACUACUCACUGUCUUCCAAAUCCUGACUGGAGAAGACUGGAACGAAGUGAUGUACAAGGGUAUCGAGUCGCAGGGCAUGGCCCAUUCGCUCUACUUCAUCGUGCUGGUGCUCUUCGGCAACUACACCCUGCUGAAUGUCUUCUUGGCUAUCGCCGUCGACAAUCUCGCGAACGCGCAAGAACUAAGCGCCGCCGAGGAGGAGCAGCAGGAGGAGGAUAAGGAGAAACAGAUGCAAGAGCUCGAGAAGGAGAUCGAGUCGUUGCAGAGACGUGGGGACGCACCGAGGCCACAAAGUGGAGAACGACGUCUCAUCUUUUCCAGCAGAGACGGAAGAAUUGAAACCCAGACGUCCGAAGAGAGGAGGCAGGAUGAAGACGACGACACGGGACCAAAACCAAUGCUGCCAUACUCCUCCAUGUUUAUACUGUCCCCUACGAAUCCUAUAAGAAGGGGUGCCCAUUGGAUCGUGAACCUUCGAUACUUCGACUUCUUCAUAAUGGUGGUGAUAUCGUUGUCGAGUAUCGCGCUGGCUGCUGAGGAUCCUGUUUCAGAGAAAGCGUCAAGAAACCAGAUCCUCAAUUAUUUCGAUUACGCGUUUACCGGCGUCUUUACUAUCGAAAUGGUGCUAAAAAUCAUUGAUCUUGGUAUCAUACUGCACCCGGGUUCGUACCUGCGCGAGUUCUGGAACAUUAUGGACGCAGUCGUAGUGAUAUGUGCUAUGGUGUCGAUCGCCUUUGAUAUACUCGGUAGCUCUUCUACGGCCAGCCAGAACCUCUCGACCAUCAAGUCACUACGAGUGCUGCGAGUACUCAGGCCGCUUAAGACAAUAAAGCGCGUGCCGAAGCUCAAGGCGGUGUUUGACUGCGUGGUGAAUAGUCUCAAGAAUGUCAUUAACAUUCUCAUAGUGUACAUAUUAUUUCAAUUCAUAUUCGCUGUAAUUGCGGUGCAGUUGUUCAACGGUAAAUUCUUCCACUGUACCGACGACAGCAAGUAUACGCAAGAGGAUUGCAAUGGACACUUCUUCGUUUUCGAGGAGGGCAAGUUGCAACCGGAGCUCAAGCCACGGAAGUGGCAAUCUCAGUCCUUUCACUACGACAACGUGAUGGUGGCCAUGCUAACGUUAUUCGCUGUCCAGACCGGUGAAGGUUGGCCGCAGAUUUUGCAAAACUCGAUGGCUGCCACAUACGAGGACAAGGGUCCUAUCCAGAAUUAUCGUAUUGAAAUGUCCAUUUUCUACAUCGUCUAUUUCAUCGUCUUUCCAUUCUUCUUCGUCAACAUCUUCGUGGCCUUGAUUAUCAUUACAUUCCAGGAGCAGGGAGAAGCUGAACUGCAGGACGGUGAAAUCGAUAAGAAUCAGAAAUCAUGUAUAGAUUUUACAAUACAAGCUCGUCCGCUCGAGAGGUAUAUGCCGAAGGAGCGGAAUAGCAUUAAGUACAAAAUCUGGAGGAUAGUCGUAUCUACGCCAUUCGAAUAUUUUAUCAUGAUACUCAUCGUAUUAAACACAUUAUUGCUUAUGAUGAAGUUCCAUCGGCAAAGCGAUUCGUACAAGAACACGCUGAAGUACAUGAACAUGUGCUUCACGGGGAUGUUCACUGUCGAGUGCGUACUGAAGAUCGCAGCAUUCGGCGUGAAGAACUUCUUCAAGGAUGCCUGGAACACCUUUGAUUUCAUUACGGUGAUCGGCAGCAUCGUGGAUGCCCUCGUGAUCGAGUUCGGGGAGAACUUCAUCAACGUCGGCUUUCUGAGGCUCUUUCGCGCCGCCAGACUGAUCAAACUACUGAGACAGGGGUACACGAUACGUAUUUUACUCUGGACCUUCGUACAGUCCUUUAAAGCUCUGCCUUACGUUUGUCUCCUCAUAGCAAUGCUGUUCUUCAUCUACGCUAUCAUCGGUAUGCAGGUUUUCGGUAACAUCGCGCUGGAUGCUGAUACCUCUAUUACGAAGCACAACAAUUUCCAAAGCUUCAUACAAGGUCUGAUGCUGCUUUUUCGGUGUGCCACGGGCGAGGCUUGGCCAAACAUCAUGCUGUCGUGCGUAAAAGGUCGCUCCUGCGACCCAAAAGCCGAGAAGGACGAACAAGACAGUUGCGGCUCCAACAUCGCCUACGCCUACUUCGUGUCGUUUAUUUUCUUCUGCUCAUUCCUCAUGCUGAAUCUCUUCGUUGCCGUCAUCAUGGACAACUUCGAUUAUCUUACGCGGGAUUCGUCGAUCCUGGGCGCACAUCAUCUCGACGAGUUUGUGCGGAUUUGGGCUGAAUAUGAUCCAAAUGCCACUGGCAAGAUCCAUUACAUGGAGAUGUACGAUAUGCUAAAGAAUAUGGAUCCGCCGUUGGGGUUUGGCAACAAGUGCCCGAAUCGGCUUGCGUACAAGAAGCUUAUCAGAAUGAAUAUGCCGGUAGACGGUGAUGGCAAGGUGAACUUCACGACAACACUGUUCGCCCUUAUUCGCGAGAAUCUUAGCAUAAAAAUGCGAUGCGCCGACGAAAUGAGUCAAGCCAACGAAGAACUGCGGGACACGAUCAGAAGUAUUUGGCCUUUACAAGCGAAAAAGAUGUUGGACCUUUUGAUACCUAGGAAUGAAGAAUUAGGUAGAGACAAGCUCACCGUGGGUAAGAUAUACGUCUGCCUUCUGAUACUCGAAAGUUGGAGGUCGACGAAGUUUGGUCAGCUAAAAUCUGCCACAGAGAACGAUAACGAUGUUAUCGAUAACGAUAAUGCUGGGCAAAGUCCUGCAGCCCAGGCGCCAUCGGCCUUCUACAACUGCCUGCUGGACGUGGCGGCGGUAAAUCACGUGACCGGAAAUAAUCACGGAGCUGGAAGUAGGGCGGACAGCCUCGAACCGGUGGUGCGAAUACUACCGACCAUAGAAGCGAAGCACGAACGACAUAGAGACCACACGGAUGAGGAGGAAGGGGCUCUAGGCGUCCUCGCAGCCGCCGAACACAGACGUCAACGUAGCAUCAGAAACAAAAAGGUGAACUGGAAGAUGUCUCGCCAGUACGAUAUACUAGGCAGCAGCGGAGAGAGUAGCCAGGGAGGGGGUGGGUCUGGGGUUGUACUCGUAGUUAAUGGCGAGGAUCGCGCCCCUGAGCUAGAGCCAUUGCUGGCCGAGAUGCCCUCCCAGCGGGAUGAUCAAAACAACUACUACCACGACCAUCACCAUCACGACCAAUACUACUACGAUACCGACAAUGAUCAAUACUAUGACCAUCACCAAUACUACCACCACCACCAUCACCAUCAUCAUGACCACCGACCACCCUCGUACUACCAACACCAGAACACCUACGCACCUCGCUCCUCGAUCCGUUACCACAAGGAGCUGCAGGAUGUCAUACCGUCCGAUUCACGUGCUGGUAGCCUCGAGAGUCUCACUCCUGGUGACAGAGUCCCUCGUUCGCAUCCCUCGGCGCUUCUCUCUAGACCUUCACGAUCACCAAGUAUAAGAAGACACUCGCCAAUAAUGCCUAGAUCGCCAUCGCCAAGGCGACAAAGCCGAUAUGACCAUAGUCAUUACCACGACGGACCAGGGUUUAGCGAUACCGUUAGCAACGUCGUUGAGAUACAAAGGCACACUCAUCAUCCCCACGCGUCACAAUAUAAUCAUCGGCAUAGGAUACGAGACUAUUACGACCACUGCGACUAUUACGACGAUGGUCCAUGGAGCGCGUCGACGAGUCCGGCCAGGUCGCCAAGUCCGGUUCACAGGAUUGAGCGUGGUCCCCAUUAUGGCACGACGAGUCUGGAGCAACGUUCGAGGAGUCCAAGCCCGAUAAGUAGUGGUCGUCCACAUCAUCAUCGUCAUCAUCCGCAUCAACACAGCUAUCCGGUGCUGGUCGCGAGAAGAGGUCAUGGUCGCCGGCUGCCGCCGACGCCAAACAAGCCAUCGACCUUACAGCUGAAACCGACCAACAUCAACUUCCCAAAACUGAAUGCCUCGCCUACCCACGGACCGCAUGUCAUAGCACCGAGUGGACUGACCCACGUGCCAGUGGGUCCUGUACCCAGUCAUGUUAUGCAACAUCCACAUCCACCGUCACACAUACCACCUUCCAUGCAAUCGAGUCAUCAUCCGUUGAGCUUCGAGCAAGCUGUCGCAAUCGGCCGCGGUCGUCUACUGCCCAGCCCAGUGCCCAACGGUUACAAACCACAACCACAACCCAAGCAGAGAGCACCUAGAUCGAGGCACUCAGACAGUGACGAGGACGAUUGGUGCUAGCCAAAGUGGGACCCUGGACGGUGGUCCGGUGACGUGGACGCCCCCAGGCGUCUCAAGGUUUGCGCAUGAUAGUCGUUCACGUGGGACACGCGUUGAUUUCAAUGCAAAAGUAACGGAAAAGCCGCGAUCGACGAGCUCCUGGAGGUUCUCUCCAGAUUUCGACAGCUCGAAGAACAGCUUCAUGGAGUUGUUUCAGUUACGGCAUUGCGGCGACCGAAAGAGGUCUAAGAAAACAGGAAAAACAAUUCCAGAUGGAUAAUGUUCGAAGUAAUUUCCGGUGGCUAAACACGGCGACCGAACAGGGUCAACAAACACACAUAAAAAAUCGAUUUCUCGUGAACGCACAAGAGAAAUCGGUGGAACUGUCAUUCACACAUACAUUGACGUCGCACGAAUCCGCGAACGAGGAAGAGUGCGACGUACGCGAUUCUACGAAUUGAUCGAAGUGCAAUCAAACAACUGAGCUCGACGAAUCUCGAAGAUCCGAUCUUGGAGUCUGGAGAAUCGGGUCAGAAGUAUCGAGAACGAACGAUCGCCUGAUGCGAGGGAUUUGAAAGAUGAAUUCUAUUCAAUCGCUGUAGUCGAAGACGCUCUACAUUGGUGCGAACGAUGCACGUUAAAGCGAAGAUGGAUCUCUCGAGAUCACGAGCGACGGCUACGUCGAGAGACAAGGUGGUAGGUUGCAGUGAAACUCGUGAACGACAGUGAUUGAUUAAUUGAACGGACGUUUCAGGAGAGCUCGAAAUCCUCCGAUAUAUUAUAUUCGCGAAUUAAUAUUUCGAUCUUACCUCGACUCGAUCGAACGAAGACCGUCUCGAGGAAGACUUACUUUUUAUACGAUUUUCUGGAGGAGAGACUCAUCGAACGCCCGAAUUGCGCUGUGAUCACCACAAAACGUUCUCUUACGUGCGUGUGCAUUUAUGUAUGUAUGUAUGUUCGUAUGAUCUUGUGCGUGCAUGCAUAAGAAACUCCCCCUCCCCCUUCCCCCAUAAUUAGCCGGAAAUCACGACUGAUGUACCAAAUCAUUCUACUUCCACUCGUGAAAGCGCCGAUUAAGUAAUGUUAAUUGUUCAACGACGACAAUUGAAGGACAAUCGAGGGAGACUGAAGCGAGAGAAUGGAAA